Molecule: messenger RNA, 498 nt
Organism: Mesocestoides corti
Lineage: Eukaryota; Metazoa; Platyhelminthes; Cestoda; Cyclophyllidea; Mesocestoididae
Source: the annotation of a GenBank genome assembly
AUGCGUGCCCGCCAUCUCUGGAGCCGCGUCGCGCAGGUGCACAUUCCAGCCACCAAGUACAACGUCGUGAUCCACUUGGCCUCCGAAGAGGACUACGUUUUUCCACCGCAACUCGAGUCUUCACCGGACGCCGCAGCCACCGUGGAGGUUCGUCUCUCACCGGGUCUCACGCUUACCGCCAACAGUCUCAUCUUUGAAUACGCCGCCUUUCAUGGAAUGGGAGAGGACGAGGACUAUGAGAAUGCCAAUGGUGGGGCUUUGGGUGGUGGGCUUUUGGGACCUGGAGCGACCUCACUGCGAAACGUCAGGAAGAAACGUGUCUGUUGGCGCUGCAACUUGCCCAUCCUGCAGGGAUCAACAUGCCAGAAUUGCAAGCAGAAUGGAAACCAAUGCUCACGUUGCUUGUUCAUCAACCUGAGUGACGAAGAAAUGUUCCUCUGCACGAAGUGUGGCUCAUCCAAUUUCAAUUUUAUGUCCUUCACUAUCGUAGCUCGGUGA